AUGACCAUGUUUACACUUCCUUCGCAGGGGCGUCAGACCCUCGAGCAAGACGUCGCCUACAAGCUUCUCAUAGAACUUCUAGCCCACCAGUUUGCAUACCCAGUGCAAUGGAUCAAUACGCAAAGAGCCCUACUGAGCGGAGAGGGCAGUGUCCAGCGCGUCAUCGAAAUCGGCCCUGCCGAGGUCCUGACGGGCAUGGCCAAGAAGACAGCGGCGCGCAACGUAAGAGAGAGAGACAUGGCGCAUGCCACGGAGCGUGAUUUCCUCUUUGUGGGCGACAGCGCCGACGCGCGAAGGAUCUACUUCGAGUAUGAUGAUGCACGAGAUGACAGCUCCGUCGAAGCAGCAGCACCACCUACCCAAAACACUUCUGCAGCAGCCAAUAAGGUGCCCCCCGUGUCUGCACCGGGCCCAGCACUAGCGGCAGUUCCAGACACUGCUGUGGGAUUGCCAGUCUCCAUCACCCUGGUACCGACGGAGACGCUGGAUGUCGGCUUGAGCCCGACCGACAUCAUCUUGACAGUUGUCGCGCAGAAGCUUCGGCGAGGCUUCGAUGAGACGCCGCUGAAAGAUAGUAUUCGGACUCUAUCUGCAGGCAAAUCUGUUCUGCAAAAUGAGAUCCUGGGUGAUCUUGGCGCAGAGUUCGGCGACUUGCCCGAGGGGAGCGAGGACCUGGCGCUCGAGUCGCUGGGCUUACGACUUGCGGCCAGUUUUACGGGAAAACCAGGUAAGUCCGUAAAGAAACUGGUGGAGCGGAUGUUGUCGUCUAAGAUGCCGGCCGGUUUCAACCAGGCCGCCGUGGGGGAAUAUCUCCGUGUGCACUGGGGUCUGGGCCCCGACACGCAGCAGGUGGUCCUCUGUUGUGCAAUCACCAUGGAGCCCACCAGACGGCUGGCAGAUGUGUCGCAGGCACAGGAAUUCUUCGAUUCCGUCGUUGCUAGGUACGUAGCGCAUGCUGGCGUGUCACUGCCAAAUUCAUCGACCAUGGCCGACGCAACCCACGGCCAGCAGAGCGCCCUUGUGCAGGUCGACCAGACUAGUCUUGACGCCUUGAGGAAGGACCACACCGAGUACCUGCGGAAGCAGUUCCAGCUGCUUGCUCGCCACCUCAACAUCGACGUCUUACCACAGAUAGGUACGACCACUGAGGUAGAGACUCUGCGCAGCACCUCACACCUGCAAGAAGAACUUGACGACGAGUUCAUCGCAGGGAUCCAGGGCAUAUUCCAGCCCCGGCAGCAACGUAGUUACGCAUCAUUUUGGAAUUGGGUCAGAGAAGACGUCGUCCGCCUCAUACAUAGUCAAGCAGCGAGGCGCCCAGGAGUGACACUGGCAUCAAUCACAUCUGAGCGGUGGCUACAAUCACUAGCCAACCGAUGGACGCCGGCAUUGGAAAACAUGCUACGCCGUGCUGCCGAAGCCGGGCCAUCCCAUAUUGUAGCACACGGUCUUCUGUCGUACAAGCCAGUGACCUUCACUGAUCUCCCUCGCUACCGGUACCAGGAACCAGCCUUGGCUCCUCACACCGCUGUUGACGAGCAGGGCCAGAUUCACUACAGCGAAGUCCCCAGGGGCAAAGAGAUCGAGAUUAAGCCAAGCCCCACCGCCAGCUACUACUACAUGAUCUCGAGCCCUGCUAGCCGCGAUCGGACACAUGUCCACCUUCGCAACCGCACUCGGGGGUCGUGGGAGUUCGACGCCGGCUUGACCGAGGCGUACUUUUCUGCUCUGCACCAGGGCAUGAGCACCGGUUGGAGCUAUGCAGGCAAGACAGCCUUGGUAACGGGCGCCGGUCCAGGCUCCAUCGGUGCUGAGGUUGUGAGCGGGCUCCUGUCUGGCGGCGCAAAGGUCAUCGUUACCACCAGCCGCGCUACAUCGAGCGCCGCCCCCUUCUUUCGCCAGUUGUACAAAGAAGUAGGCGCACGCGGGUCGGAACUGAUCCUGCUUCCCUUCAAUGCCGCUAGCAAGAAGGACUGCGAGGACCUGGUCACCUACAUCUAUGAUGAGAGUAAGGGCCUCGCUGCCGAUCUCGAUUUUGUCGUUCCUUUCGCUGCGAUCCCCGAGUCCGGGCGCGAGCUCGAUAGGAUCGAUGCCAGGUCGGAACUCGCGCACCGGGCCAUGCUGGUCAACGUGUUGCGCAUGCUAGGCAGCAUCAAGCAAGCCAAGCAGCGACGCAGGUUCACGGGUAGACCGACAGUCGCGGUACUCCCUCUCUCGCCUAAUCAUGGCGACUUCGGCGGAGACGGCCUGUACUCGGAGUCCAAGGUGGGCCUAGAAACCGUCUUCAACCGCUUCCAUUCGGAGAACUGGUCCGCGUAUAUGUCCAUUGUGGGCGCCGUCAUCGGCUGGACUCGUGGCACAGGUCUUAUGAAUGCCAAUAACAUCGUCGCCGAUGGUAUUGAGGCCAUGGGCGUCUUGACGUUCACUCCUGGGGAAAUGGCCUUCAACAUCCUGGCCCUCCUGUCCCCUACCAUGGCGUCAUUGCCUGACAUUGCGCCCGUAUAUGCUGAUCUCAGUGGGGGCCUCCAGGGAGUCGAUGGGCUCAAAGACAAGAUAACAAGUAUCCGUGAAGGUAUCAACUCAAGAAGCCGGAUUCGAAAGGCAAUUCUGGAAGAGAGACGACUGGAGCGCGAUGCCAUGCUCCAUGGCAAGGCUCCCUCUACAGCUGGUGAGACACUAGGCGACACAGAUGCCGCGAAGCCGCGCUCCAAUAUCCGGCAAGCCUUUCCAAGGCUAGCUUCACGAGAGGAAAUGACGGCCGGGCUUCAAGAUUUGCGUGGCAUGGUUGAUCUCAGCCGCACCGUCGUUGUGGUGGGAUUCUCCGAGCUGGGGCCUUGGGGCUCGUCGCGGACCCGUUGGCAGAUUGAGAGCCAGGGCCGAUUAGAUCAGAACGGCUACAUGGAGAUGGCGUGGAUCAUGGGCCUGAUCAAGCAUAUCGAUGCCACCGUCGACGGACAGCCGUACGUUGGCUGGGUCGACAAGAAAACCGAGAAACCAGUGCACGAUGCAGACAUUGCUACCCGCUACGGCAAGCACAUCAUAAGUCACGCGGGGAUCCGCGUCAUCGAUGUCGAGCGGCUGGACGGCUAUGACCCUGCCAACAAGGAACUGCUUCACGAAAUCGUACUCGACGAGCCUCUGCCCCCUUUCGAGGCUUCAGAGUCGCUCGCCAAAGCAUUCAAGCAACGGCAUGGCGACAAGGUCUCGAUCUCUCCGAAGCAAAACGAGGAAGACGUAUGGAUCGUCGUCGUUGGCGCUGGGUCCAACUUCUUGGUCCCGAAAGCCGUUGCCUCGGAGCAGUUCGUCGCGGCGCAGCUGCCCGGCGGCUGGGAUCCCGUCACUUAUGGAAUCCCGGAAGACGUAAUCGCCCAAGUAGACCCUAUCACUCUAUACGUUCUCUGCUGUGUCUCGGAGGCCAUGUAUAGUGCCGGCAUCGAGGAUCCAUUCGAGCUAUACAAGCACAUACAUGUCUCGGAGCUGGCGAAUUGUAUCGGAACAGGCGCUGGCGGGCUCGUCUCGAUGCGAGGUAUGUAUAAACACCGCUACGUAGAUAAGCCCAUCCAGGGCGACAUUCUGCAGGAGACUUUCUUGAAUUCCAUGUCGGCCUGGACGAACAUGCUGCUCUUCGGCUCUGCUGGACCCAUCAAGACGCCGACCGGCACCUGCGCGACGGCGCUCGAGUCGCUAGACACGGCAUGCGAAGCGAUUCAGUCUCGGCGCGUCAAGGUUGCUCUCGUUGGUGGCGUGGACGAGUUUGCCGAGGAGGGUUCGCACGAGUUUAGCAACAUGAAGGCCACGGCCAACGCCGCAUAUGAGAAGACCAAGGGUAUGCUCCCGGCCGAGAUGUCGCGGCCCAUGGCAUCCUCGCGGGCGGGCUUCGUAGAGGCGGCAGGCUGUGGAGUCCAACUCGUCAUGAGCGCAGAGCUCGCACUACAGAUGGCCUUGCCUAUCUACGGAGUGGUUGCCUAUACACAACUGGCCGGAGAUGGCGUCGGUCGAUCGCUGCCAGCUCCUGGGCAGGGGAUUCUGACGGCAGCGAGGGAAGCACCAGGCGUUGCCCACUCACCGUUGCUGGAUCUCGAGUAUCGUCGUUCCAGGCUGGCGGAGGAUCUGGCGAGCAUUGAUGGGUGGCGUCUCCAGCAGCUCCAAGACGCGGCCGUAUCCUUGCCAGAUAAGGGACAAGCGACUGCUCAUGCGGUACUUGAAUCGACCGUAACGUGUCGAAAAUGCGAUGCACAAUGGAUGUGGAACGGCGGUAAUCUUCGCCAACUCAACCAGGGGAUAUCACCCAUGCGAGCCGCUCUCUGCAUAUGGGGCCUGAACAUCGACGACAUAAAGGUGGCCUCUAUGCACGGCACAUCGACGCGGGCCAACGACACCAACGAAAGCACCGUCCUGAACACACAGCUCGAGCAUCUGGGCCGCAGUGCCGGCAACCCGCUGCUGGCCGUCUGCCAGAAAUAUCUGACCGGUCAUCCCAAGGGUGCAGCGGCGGCCUGGAUGCUGAACGGCUGUCUGCAGAUGCUGGAAUCGGGACUGGUUCCCGGCAAUAGGAAUGCAGACGACGUGGAGGCGGCCCUCGAAAGCUGCGCUGGACAUCUGCUGUACCCUUCCGAGACGAUUGACUGUGGGCAAGAUUUCGUCAAGGCGUGCAUGCUCACAUCUUUCGGCUUCGGCCAGAAGGGUGGCAUUGCCAUGGUCGUGUCGGCGCGGUUGCUAUUCGCAGCCCUUGCGACGGCGCAGUAUGACGAUUACCGAGAGCGCGUCGCGUCGCGCCGAACCAGGGCUGACCAGGCAUACCAGCGAGCCAUGAUGCAAAAUACCGUCUUCAAGGCCAAGGAGGAGUCGGCCUGGGGCAGUGAGUCUGCGACGCAGAGGGCAGUAUUUUUGAAUCCAGAUGCAAGGCUGUAA
This is a messenger RNA of Pseudomassariella vexata, 4911 nucleotides long. Its product is annotated as putative fatty acid synthase alpha subunit FasA. Gene Ontology annotation, cellular component: fatty acid synthase complex. The transcript has 4 exons. NCBI's taxonomy places the organism in Eukaryota, Fungi, Ascomycota, Sordariomycetes, Amphisphaeriales, Pseudomassariaceae. Gene Ontology annotation, molecular function: holo-[acyl-carrier-protein] synthase activity; 3-oxoacyl-[acyl-carrier-protein] reductase (NADPH) activity; 3-oxoacyl-[acyl-carrier-protein] synthase activity. The record is from RefSeq and is a predicted model, not a curated record. Bases 1 to 4911 code for a protein of 1636 amino acids. Gene Ontology annotation, biological process: long-chain fatty acid biosynthetic process.